Molecule: messenger RNA, 2132 nt
Organism: Salvia hispanica
Lineage: Eukaryota; Viridiplantae; Streptophyta; Magnoliopsida; Lamiales; Lamiaceae
Product: phosphoinositide phospholipase C 2-like
Biological process (GO): lipid metabolic process; release of sequestered calcium ion into cytosol; phosphatidylinositol-mediated signaling
Cellular component (GO): plasma membrane
Molecular function (GO): phosphatidylinositol-4,5-bisphosphate phospholipase C activity
Source: RefSeq, a predicted model, not a curated record
CCACCUCUCAAUCCUCCAAAAUCCAAAGGCAUCUAGCGCUUGAUUCCGUUGCAAUCAAUGCAUCUAAUCCUUUCCCCUUCAGCUCAUAACCCUCACUCUCACAUCACCAAAUCUCAUCUCUCUCAUCUCUCUCAUUUUCAAUUCCCGCAGCAACCGACUCCGAAAUGUCGUCCAAGCAGACCUACCGCGUGUGCUUCUGCUUCCGCCGCCGCUUCCGCCUCGCCGCCUCCGAGGCGCCGCCCGACGUCAAGCAGCUCUUCGCGGAGUACUCCGAGAACGGCGUCAUGGACGCCGAGCACCUGCGCCGGUUCAUGGAGAAUGUCCAGCAGCAGAAGGACGCCACGGUGGAGGACGCGCAGGCGGUGAUCGACAGCCUCAAGCACCUCAGUAUUUUCCAUCGCCGCGGCUUCAAUCUCGAGGGCUUUUUCAAGUACUUGUUUGCUGAUGACAAUUCGCCUAUUAACACCAAGCUUGGGGUGCACCAUGAUAUGACUGGUCCUCUUUCUCAUUAUUUUAUAUACACGGGCCAUAAUUCCUAUUUGACGGGGAAUCAACUAAGUAGUGAUUGUAGUGAUGUUCCCAUUAUAAAUGCAUUGCAUAGAGGCGUCAGAGUUAUUGAAUUGGACAUAUGGCCAAAUUCUGCUGGUGAUAAUGUCAAUGUUCUUCAUGGAAGGACGCUAACCACUCCUGUUGAGCUCAUCAAAUGUUUGAGGUCGAUCAAGGAAAAUGCGUUUGUUGCAUCUGAAUAUCCCCUUGUAAUUACAUUAGAAGAUCAUCUUACUCCAGAUCUUCAGGCUAAAGUGGCUGAGAUGAUCAAUGAAACUUUUGGCGACAUCCUGUUUGCCCCUGGUUCAGAAUGUUUGAAAGAUUUCCCUUCCCCUGAACAUCUGAAGAAAAGGGUUAUUAUAUCGACCAAACCACCAAAAGAGUACUUAAAGGCCAAGGAUGUUAAAGUACAAGAGGGUGAUUUAAAAAAGGAAAAGGAUGAUGAAGCAUGGGGAAGUGAGCCAAACUAUGCUAAAAACGACAAGGAUGAUGAAGAUGGGGAGGACGAUGAAGAUGAUGAAGAGGAUACUCAGGAACAACAAAAUGAAGCCCCAGAAUACCGGCAGUUGAUUGCUAUUCAUGCUGGAAAGGGGAAGGGUGGAAUGCAGGACUGGCUGAGGGUUGACCCUGAUAAAGUGAGACGUCUUAGCUUGAGCGAGCAAGAGCUUGAGAAGGCCAUUGUAGAUUAUGGAAGAGAUAUUGUCAGGUUUACCCAAAGGAACUUGCUUAGAGUAUACCCUAAGGGUAUACGUUUUGAUUCAUCCAAUUACAAUCCCCUAAUUGCAUGGUCACAUGGAGCUCAAAUGGUUGCAUUCAACAUGCAGGGUUAUGGAAGAUCCCUUUGGGUGAUGCAUGGCAUGUUCAGGGCCAAUGGUGGUUGCGGAUAUGUUAAAAAGCCUGACAUUUUGUUGAAACCUAAUGCAUACGGCGAGGUCUUUGAUCCUAAUGCAUCAUUACCUGUCAAAACAACUUUGAGGGUGACUGUUUAUAUGGGUGAAGGAUGGUACUAUGACUUCCGUCAUACGCAUUUUGAUACUUAUUCUCCCCCAGAUUUCUAUGCUAGGGUUGGAAUUGCUGGAGUGCCUGCUGAUACCAUCAUGAAGAAAACAAAGACGCUCGAAGAUAACUGGAUACCGAACUGGGAUGAGGUGUUUGAGUUCCCACUAAGAGUUCCGGAACUGGCAUUGCUUCGAAUCGAAGUCCACGAGUACGACAUGUCUGAGAAGGAUGAUUUUGCCGGGCAGACAUGCCUGCCGGUGACGGAGCUCUGCAAAGGCAUCCGAGCCGUUCCACUGCACAACCGCAAGGGGGUGAAGUACAACUCCGUGAAGCUUCUUAUGCGGUUCGAGUUUGUGUGAUGUGCAAUGACUCUUUUUUCUUUGGGGUCUGGAUUAGUCAACCAUGCAUUUGUAUAUAUAAUGAAAAGCAUGGUUUAGUUCCUUGUUGAACUCUGAUUUAUGUUCAUUUGUCGAUUCAUGUACAUGACUCUCGAGUGAGAGUGAGAGUGUGAGUGUGUGAGAGAGUGUGUGUGUGUGUGAGAUUGAUGAAUAUCUAUGUGAAAUAUCACACGAUGCGUUUGAUUUCUA